AUGGAGGGCUCCACCGGGUUUGGGAUCGAUUCCAUCCUCUCCCACCGAGCCAGCAGCCCGGCCGUGCCCAAGGGGGACCCGCUGGUGGGCGACGGCCGGUCCCCGCUAGAGCUGAGCCCCCGCUCGGAGGGCAGCAGCGGGUGCCCCUCGCCCCGCUCGCCGGGCCGCGAGUGCCUGGAGGCGGCGGUGCCGCGGCAGGGCCUGGAUGCGCUCCUCCAGCCGGGGCAGGUCUCGGCCCCCUCCCAGUCCCGGACCGUCACCUCCUCCUUCCUCAUCCGAGACAUCCUGGCUGACUGCAAGCCCCUGGCCGCCUGCGCUCCUUACUCCAGCACCAAUGGACCUCACGGAGGGCAGGAGCCGCCGGGCAGGAUCCCAACCAAGCCCUGCGAGGACUUUCGGGAGAAAAUGGACAAAAACACCAGCAGCUCCUCCUCGGACUCGGAGUACAAAGUGAAAGAAGAAGGGGACCGAGAGAUCUCCAGCUCCCGGGACAGCCCCCCGGUGCGGCUGAAAAAGCCGCGCAAAGCCCGCACCGCCUUCACCGACCAUCAGCUGGCCCAGCUGGAGCGCAGCUUCGAGCGGCAGAAGUACCUGAGCGUGCAGGACAGGAUGGAGCUGGCCGCCUCCCUCAACCUCACCGACACGCAGGUGAAAACCUGGUACCAGAACAGAAGGACCAAGUGGAAAAGGCAGACGGCGGUGGGCCUGGAGCUGCUGGCCGAGGCUGGCAACUACUCUGCUCUCCAGAGGAUGUUCCCCUCGCCCUACUUCUACCCGCAGAGCCUGGUCUCCAACCUGGACCCCGGCGCCGCUCUCUACCUGUACCGCGGACCCAGCGCUCCGCCCCCGGCCCUACAGAGACCCUUGGUGCCCCGCAUCCUCAUCCACGGACUGCAGGGCGGCAGCGAGCCCCCGCCGCCCCUGCCCCCGCUGCCCGGCGUCCUGCCGCGGGCAGCGCAGCCCCGGUGA
Messenger RNA from Melopsittacus undulatus (budgerigar), 969 nucleotides. RefSeq names its product BarH like homeobox 1 (gene BARHL1). The record is from RefSeq and is a predicted model, not a curated record. Gene Ontology annotation, biological process: regulation of DNA-templated transcription. The transcript has 3 exons. Gene Ontology annotation, molecular function: DNA binding; DNA-binding transcription factor activity, RNA polymerase II-specific. The coding region runs from base 1 to 969 and encodes 322 amino acids. Lineage: Eukaryota; Metazoa; Chordata; Aves; Psittaciformes; Psittaculidae.